AUGGAGGUCGCGGAGCCCAUGAAGGUGGAGGUGCCCAGGCUGAGUGACCUGCUCACCAGGGACCCUUACCUCACCAAGUACGAGAAGGAGAUCAGACGAAGUACAGAUGGCUGGAAUAAACUGAGUCAUCCUUUUAAAAAACUGGAAUAUGGGAAAUGGGAAAUAUCAUUACCAGCAAACCCUGAUGGUUCAUGUCCCAUUAAACAUACAUCACGAGUUAAGAUUGGCGUGAUGAUGUCAUUGGAUCAGAUAAGUCUACUAACCCCAAAGGACAUGAUGGUGGACAGAUUAUGCCCAUGGGCAUCAUAUGUGGUGCAGCCACCCAAGACAGAGGGACUAGCAUAUCAUCAUCACUUCUGGAACCCCCCACCUGAAGAGAGGUACUCGUUCAAACAUCCUCGUCCUGACAAACCUAUCAGCUUGAAGGUGUACGAGUGCCACAUUGGUAUUGGCACUGACCAGCUUAAAGUUGGAACCUACAAGGAAUUCUCUAGGAAUGUUCUGCCAAGGAUAGUGAAACUGGGUUAUAAUGCCAUCCAAGUAAUGGCAAUCAUGGAGCAUGCAUAUUAUGCCAGCUUUGGCUAUCAGGUCACCAGCUUCUUUGCUGCAUCAAGCCGUUAUGGUACACCAGAGGAAUUAAAGGAGAUGAUUGAUACAGCACACUCCAUGGGUCUGUUUGUCCUCCUAGACGUUGUUCACUCGCAUGCCUCGAAGAAUGUGCUUGAUGGCCUUAAUGAAUUUGAUGGCUCAGACUCCUGUUAUUUCCAUGGUGGCUCAAGGGGAACUCAUUCUCUUUGGGACUCUAGGCUCUUCAAUUAUUCCAAUUGGGAGGUGUUGCGUUUCCUGCUGUCAAACCUGCGAUGGUAUCUUGAAGAAUACAGAUUUGAUGGUUUCAGAUUUGAUGGUGUGACUUCCAUGCUGUACCACUCGCAUGGUAUUGGAGAAGGUUUCAGUGGCCAUUAUGACGAGUAUUUUGGACUGAACGUGGACACAGAGGCACUUGUUUACCUCAUGCUAGCCAAUCACAUGCUUCAUCAGCUUCACCCUGAAGUCAUCACCAUUGCUGAGGAUGUGUCUGGAAUGCCAGCCUUGUGUCGGCCAGUUGAAGAAGGUGGUACUGGCUUUGAUUAUCGGUUGGGAAUGGCAAUCCCUGAUCACUGGAUCAAACUUCUUAAAGAAAAAGCCGAUGAUGACUGGGAUAUGGGAAGUAUUUGCAACACGCUGGAGAAUCGGCGCUACUUGGAAAAAACUAUUGCAUACGCAGAGUCACAUGAUCAGGCUCUUGUAGGGGACAAAACAAUAGCAUUCUGGCUUAUGGAUAAAGAGAUGUAUACCAACAUGUCCAAGAUGUCUCCUCCAUCUCUGAUUAUAGACCGAGGAAUUGCCCUUCAUAAAAUGAUCCGGCUCAUCACUCAUGGUCUUGGUGGCGAAGGCUAUCUCAAUUUUAUGGGCAAUGAAUUUGGCCACCCAGAAUGGCUAGACUUCCCUAGAGUUGGAAAUAAUGAGAGUUAUCAUUAUGCACGGAGACAAUGGAAUGUGGUGGAUAACGAUCUGCUCAAAUACCAGUACCUGAAUAAUUUUGACGCUGCAAUGAACAAACUUGAGGACAAGUACGGCUGGCUCCAUGCUGAUCCAGGAUACACAAGCACAAAACAUCAAGGGGAUAAAGUGAUUGUGUUUGAACGUGCAGGCUGUGUUUUUGUCUUCAAUUUCCACCCCAAUAAGAGCUAUAGUGAUUACAAGAUUGGUGUAGGUGCUAGUGGUAAAUACAAGAUAGUUUUAGAUUCUGAUUCUGAAGAGUUUGGUGGCCACAAGCUUAUUGAUCAUAGCACUGAUUUCUUCACUAAAGAGGAACCUUUCAACAAUCGACCACGUUGCCUUAUGGUGUACAUUCCAAGUCGUGUUGCGAUCAUCUUGGCAAAAGUGGAUUGAAAAAAUUCCUGUCUACAAGGAUUGUUUUAUAGUAAUUUAUAUAUACUAUAUAAUGACAUGUUGAUACUGGAAGCUCCCCAGUAUUCCAGAAAAAGAAAUUACUCGGUAAGUUAGCAAAUGUAUUGGUGCUUUCAUUACAAAGAAAUAAAAAUACUGUACUAGAUUUGCAAGAUUUAACAAUUUUUGUGUAAAAUCAGCUUUUAGAAAUAAUGUGAUUCAUGUUAGUGUGAUACGUACUAUAUUUAAUGGGGGAGAAAGACUUAGGAUAUGCAUACACUUAACCUAGCUUCACUAUGCCAUGGGAAUAGGAAAGAUUUUCAGUGUUCUGUUGAAGUGACACCAGCAAAAUAGCCAGUUAAAGUGGCAUAAUAGAAUACAGUGGACCCUCCCUUUUCAUCUUUAAUUCGUUACAGAGAGUCCAACGAAAUGUGAAAUCGACUAAAACUGAAACCUUUUUCCCCAUAAGAAGUAAUGUAAAUCCAUUUCAGACAUCCAAAAGUUUCAACAAAAAAUACAUUUUAUAGAGAAGAACUGUAUUCCACAGCUUAUUUAUCUGUCAUAAUUCAUCAAAUAUGACAAAAUAAACAAUAUUAAUAACAUAGAAACACGAUAUAUACUCUAGAAUGAAUGAAAUGUGUCAUUACGUAUGUGAGGAGUAAGUGAUGGUGGUGGUGAUGUUGUUGGGUUUAUAAGGACCAUUGAGAGAAGCCAUACUUAUUAGUGGUAGGCAGCAGCAGAAGCCACCAACACUAUUCACACAAACAAUGUACGUAAUUUAUAAAUAAGAAAUAGUAUUUACACUUACUGUACCUUGGAGAUGCUAGCAUUGGUUUAGGGUGGUGGAAGAUAGGCAGGGUAGUGUAUGUUUGUUAGUGCCCUAUAUACCUCAAACAACAAUGGAGGAGUCAGUUUUGUGUCGUCCUUUUUCUAUUGCGUAAUUGCUUAACUUACUUGCUACACUGUUAAUGCUACACUUUAUCACUGGCUGGCGCUAUAGCCUUUCGACUCCUGCUGCUGCUUUAGUAUCGUACACAUUGUAGAAGCAUUGAAUCACUGAAGAAGGCACAUUCUCCUUUCUCUUCCUCCUCCACUUUGGUACUUUGCUACGAGUUUUUUCUUGAAUUUUAUCAUGUUUCUCACCUUCUGUAUCAACGAGCUGACACUAGCAGCUUUCUUUGGGCCCAUGGUGACUUAUUUAGCAGUCACAUAAUUAACAAGUGCAAAAAACAAUGAAUUAUUAUGAAAUGUUUCCUGUGGCCUCACAGAAUAAUGUUCACCCACAUAGAAACAAAGCGAUACUGCCUCAGAAUGUGUGUGGGAGGCUUUGUGUGCGGUCAGCACUCAGACAGGUGUCAUACCACCGACGAGAACAGAGGAAAGCAACGGAAAUGGAGCCAUUAUUUUUACCGUACCACCGACUAGAACAGAGGAUAGCAACAACAAUGGUGCCAGUAAUUUUACGGAAAAAAUCGGCGAUAACGGAAGUGAGUGAAAAUAGAGCCCAACGAAAAGGGAGGGUCCACUGUAGCUUCUAUCCAUCUACGGUGUGAUAGGUCUCAAGGGAGGCUACUUGAUCCCAGUGAAAGGCUGUUGGUCAACUGUAUUUGACCCAACUUCCUCUUCUUUGUAGUGAAACUGAUUGCCUUUCAUUCCAGUAGGCAAUUUGACCCAUACAUGUUUAGUGUUCCCCCAUGAAUGCAAUACUGUAAUAUUAAGUCAAUAAUUUAAUAUUAUAAUGGAAACAUCUUGCUAAAAUUGCUAUUGAGUAUAUUUUUUUUACUAGUACAGUGUCAAACUAAAAUUUAAAAUAUUUCACAUGUACAUUAAUGUACAAUAUUCAAUCAAAUGUUUUCUAGUCAAUUUGUUUCUAGGAAUUACAUGCAUGCUAGUACUGUUUAUGUAGGUGCUCUAAACUAGUUGUACUGAUUAUAAUUUCAUGUUUAACUACUUUGACGAGGGAUCAUAGGAGCUAACUGAAACGCUAGGUUAGAUUUUAUUGUUUUACUAAUUAAAAAAAUUAUUUUUUA
This is a messenger RNA of Cherax quadricarinatus, 3959 nucleotides long. NCBI's taxonomy places the organism in Eukaryota, Metazoa, Arthropoda, Malacostraca, Decapoda, Parastacidae. The record is from RefSeq and is a predicted model, not a curated record.